This is a messenger RNA of Fraxinus pennsylvanica, 702 nucleotides long. Lineage: Eukaryota; Viridiplantae; Streptophyta; Magnoliopsida; Lamiales; Oleaceae. The record is from the annotation of a GenBank genome assembly.
AUGGAACUUGAAGCAUUGAAUUCUCUGAAUACUACAUCGCCGCCAUUUCAUUUGGAUAAAGCCGGCCUAAGCUCUUUUAGGCAGUGGCUGAACGGUAAGCGAUCAAGGCGACCACAUAGCGUGGAACAAAAUGAACCAACUGAAGAAGAACAUUUAGCUAUUUGCCUUAUGAUGUUAGCUCGUGGAGGCAGCCCCGCCACAACAGCCGCACUGCUGCAGAAACAAUCGCAAUCAGAAACCCGUCUGCCCCCAGAUUCUACGAAGGUUAUGUAUAAGUGUUCGGUAUGUGGCAAAGCUUUCGGAUCUUACCAAGCUUUGGGAGGGCACAAGACGAUCCAUCGAAAGAAAACUGGCAGUCGUGACAGAAUUCAAGAAAACUCCACAAUCUCUGCCUCCGCUACCACCACUACUUCUGCCAUCACAAAGUGUUGCAGGACCCAUAAGUGUUCCAUCUGCCACAAGUGUUUCCCCACCGGCCAGGCUUUGGGAGGCCACAAAAGGCGCCACUAUGAAGGAGGCGCCACUAGCAACGGCGGCGGAGCUGCCAGCAGCGCUAUUACAUCGUCAGAACGUGUACAGUCUACUGUUACUCACCGGGACUUUGACUUGAACUUGCCGGCGCUGCCACAAUUCCGGCCGGACUUUGGCUCAGGCGAAGACGAAGUCGAGAGCCCUCAUCCGGCAAAGAAAUUUCGCCUUUAG